CAUCCUUCAGUCGAGCAGUUGACGAGCGAGCAGCAACAUCAAAGAAAUAUUUCCUCCACCUUCCCCAUACUUCCCCCCACUGGAAAUAAUACCCCUCAAAAAACUAACCAUGGGUCCUAAAAGAAUGUCCCCUCCUCAGCUCCCUCGUAAAUUGGGGAAGAUCAAGGCCAAGAAGCUGCAAAUCUUUGAAGAAAACUUGAUCCGUGACCACUCCACGAGGGAAAAGGUCAUCUCCGUCAUGAAUCGAGUUCAUCGUGAGGUCAUCGACCCCGUAAAGUUCAUCCGACUCUCGCCCCACAUCAAAUCGCUGGACAUUCUGCUUAUCCCAUGUCCGGAGAACCAUUCCCCCUACGACGAGGGGAUGGAGGUCGAAUUGAAGAUGGAAAAUUAUGUGGGGCUCGAAACUCUGGUGAAGAAUGUGGGAAAGGUCAUGACCGGAAAGUUUCUACUUUGUCGAACGAUCACCCCGUCGAGCAAGAUGGUCGGAGUGGACACAGCUGUGGAGGAUGUCGAAGGAGAGAUGGCCGUACGCCUGGCCCUCUUCAAUUAUUCGAUGGAGGCGAAAAUGGGGAAACACGAUUUUGAAGGGGUCCUCCCCCUGGGGACGGUGCUGAUCGUGAAGAAUCCCGUUUUUAAAAAGGCCUUACUCGCCACCCUCGUGUACGGGGUGAUCGCGGAGAAUCCGGCGGAUGUGGAAAUUCUCAGUCCGAAAAGGAUGGCGGCACUAUUUCCAGAUGUUAAAUGGAAGUCAGAUCUCCCCCAGGAAUCACGAGCCUUGUUAAAAUCUCCACCAUUUUGGGAAUUCCCCCUUAAUCAAACCGACCUUGAGAUCGCGACCAGAUUGAAGAACGUGGGAAACAAGGCCUUCAUCGAGAACAGGGCGACGGACGCGAUUCGAUUUUACAACGUUGGCCUGGAAUACUUACCUGAGGGGGAAGGGGACCAAGAUGCGGCGAGGACCACACUUUUGGUCGACAUUUUGACCAACAAGGCGGCCGCACUGAUCAAAUUGGAAUGUUUCAAUGCUGCUCUAAUCUGCACGGAGAAAGUUUUGGCGAUUAAUGAAGGCCACGUGAAGGCGAUCUAUCGUCACGCCAAGGCUCUCAUCGGACUUGGACGGUAUUCCGAAGGUGGCGAAUUUCUGGAUGAUAAGCUCGUCAAAUUUCAAGAGGCUGCGAGUAAAGAUAUUGUCAAGUUGGGAUUACUCAUCUCCGAACUGCAAAAACCUACACCCAGCAAAGAAAUCCUGCUCGCUUUACGAUCUCCGCGACCAAGGAACUCGAACGAAGCUCAAACCCCCCUCCCAGUGGGGAUGGUGGAUCUCAUUUCCGAAUUUCGGGGACCAAUUCAACUCGGCCCGAGCCCCAUUUCGAACCAAGGACUCUUCGCCACGGAGGACCUCGAGCCUGACACGCUUCUCAUGGUGUGCAAACCCUUCGCCGGGCUUUACGUCGAUUCGGCAAGAAAAACCGAAUUUUCCUUCAACUGUACCUGCCAUGAGUAUCUCGUCGGCGUUAUCACAAACAAAAUCUGGCUUGAUCCCGACCUCGCCCGUGACCUGUACACCUUGUGGGCCGGACCUGACCUAAAGUAUGACGAAUCAAAAACACCGACCAAAGUUGACAUGGCCCGAAUCCACCAAAUUUGCAAGUUUAACUUCACCGGAACUCGUUGCUUUGACGAGAAGGACGACACUUUCAUCUCGUGUGGGGUUUGGGUCGGCUCCUCGAAAAUUAACAACAGCUGUAUUGACGCCAACGUGACGUGUGUCCACCACGAUUCUGGACUCGUCAUGAUGGUCACGACGUUCAAAGCGGUGAAGAAAGGGGAGGAAAUUCUGACGAGCUAUGUCGACCCGAUGCUUUCCUUGACGAAGGAGAGGAAUUUUGAGUUAUCCGGUUUCACGUGCAACUGCCGUCUCUGCGAACUGGACCGAUCCGAAAGCCCCACCGUUAUCGCGAAAAGGCAGAAACUCCUCGCCAGCCUGGCGUACGACCCGGUCAGGAAAUUCUAUCCGUUUCAUCCCACCCGUCUCGCCGGCGACUUGGAAAGCAUCGCCGAACUCGACCGUCUCCGCGGCGCGACGCCCGACUUGAACUUGGCGCUCGUGGACGGGGGAAUUUUCACUAUCGCGGCCAUCGUGCUCCUCGGGCUGCGCAGAUACGAGGAGUGUUUCGCCAUCAUGGAGAAAAUCUACCGGGUCGUGCAGAACAUCCCGACCAACUUCUUGUACCGGGCACAUGCCGAAGUCCUGCUCGUCUGCUGUAUGAAAAUGGGCAAGAAAAAGGUCGUCUUGCAAAAAUGGGUGGAAGAAGUAAGGAAAUAUUGUCGGCGAUAUGGAGGAAGUUUGGAGCAUGUGAGGAAAGGGGAUCAUCCUUCGCUUCCAGAAGACUUGAAAAAAUUUGGGAUUGAAUUCUUCAACGAGGAAGAGACCACCGAUUAAUUAAUUGAUGAUGAAACGAAAUAUGUACCAGUUUUGUAUGACUUUUUUUGUAUGACAUUUUUUGAUAUUUCUUAGAUUUCUGUUGAUCUUUUUUGGUGUUUUUUUUUAUUGAUAGAUAUUUACAUAAAUUGUUGAAUUCGAUGAUUAAAUUUGAUA
Folsomia candida is the source of this 2599-nucleotide messenger RNA. RefSeq lists its product as uncharacterized. The record is from RefSeq and is a predicted model, not a curated record. Lineage: Eukaryota; Metazoa; Arthropoda; Collembola; Entomobryomorpha; Isotomidae. The transcript has 7 exons. The coding region runs from base 110 to 2443 and encodes 777 amino acids. Gene Ontology annotation, molecular function: protein binding.